UACUGAUGUGGAAGAAUGAAAAGAAGACGCAGGGAAAAGAAGAAAAUAGCGGUGUGCAAAUGUAUGGGUCAACACUCUACGCACCAGCGGCAAAGGGGCUUUGGACAUUGUUGCGACCCGCGGUCAAGCGACAGCUCGUCUGGCACGUUCUUUGAAUCUGUUCCCCUGCGUGGCUCUUGUCUCCCCAGCCGCCACAUGCGAUGAUGGCAUUUUUGCAUUGAUGUUCUUUUUUGGACCAGAAAUGCAGACGAUCUGCGGUUUGUGGCAUUGGGGGUAAGGGAAGAUAACCAUGCAUUUGUCUUCUCUCAUUUUAGUGCUUGCUCUUGCGUCCCUCUGCCGUCCGGUGAUAUCCAAACGUAGCCAGUGUGGUGUUCUUCCGCAAACCACCAACAAAACGCCGUGUGUCGUUUCUGCCCGCUUACCUCGGCAUAAAUGCGUUGAUCUGAGAGCGAAUACCACAACAAGCACCCCAAGAAAAAACUCUGGUGCUCCGGGUUGGAAGUGUUCAUGGUCCCUUACACAACAGACGCAGCUUCACGAGCACACGCCCCGCCCCGCCUCGUCCACUGUUUCAUUCCUAGAUUGUGUUUUGAGAAGCUGCUUUUCUUCAGUGUCAAAUCACAGUUCUGUCUUUUGGCGCGGUAGUCAAUCAGAAAAACGGACUGCCUUUCUGCUGCUGACCCCCCGAAGUGUGCAUGUACACCUCUUCCUGUCGGCCAGCCAACAUCGCUUUGCGUACAAACCUCAAUCCGCGGUGGUGUUACUUCCAAUCAAGCACGAUUGUCUGGUGAUAGCGUCUUGCUGCCCAGCAAGCAGGGCGACUGAGAGAGAGUCAACAUUGUCUGGUACUUCUGUGUCUGCCAACGGAACAGCGAUGACGGCUGCAGCGUCCCUAAGAAAAACCAAGGGUGCUGACGCUGCUGCGUCGCAGGGUCGGGCCGGGCCGCAGCCCCGCGGCGUAAAGCGAGAUCAGGCAGAUUCCCCAGGUGAACUGCCAGCGACUGAGGAGACUACAAGUCCGAUUUCUAGCGUUUCUCGGGGCGUCUCCGGGUCUGGAAAACCAGUCGUGUCGAAACGGAUCAAAACAGAGCCUGACACCCAGACGACCAGUGCCGCAUUAGACACAAAAGCGGAUGGGACAGCGGACGCGAAGCACUCGAGUGUCAAGAAAUCGGCGAUGAAAUCGGAGGCACAUGAGGGCAACCAUAAUGGCACAGAGGGCGAAAUGAAGCAGAAGGUGAAUGCGAAGGGGGCGAAAGUUAAGGGUGAGACCGGUGAUGAGGCAGACGACACGCAAGAGGGAGAAGCCAAGAAUGGAGGCAAGGCACCGAAGCGAUCAGCUGGCAAGAAACAAUCAACUGCAGGAAACUUGCCGACGGAGGUCGACGAAGUUUUUCUCAGGCAUCGAGCUGUGGCUGAGAAGAGCCGGAAGUUCCUCGGUGCUCAUAUAUCAGCUGCUGGAGGUGUUCAGAACGCUCCAGUGAACUGCCUGGCCAUCGGAGGACAAGCUUUCGCUUUCUUUUUGAAGAAUCAGCGGCGCUGGGACUCACCGCCGAUAAGCGACGAAUCAGCAGAUGGCUUCAAAGCCGAGGUGGCGAAGCUGAAGCUCGAUGGCCCCGAGCAUAUCUUGCCUCACGGCUCCUACCUGAUCAACUUAGCGAACCCAGACGCGGCGAAACGCAAGGUGUCCUACAACGCGUUUCUUGACGACCUGCAGAGGUGCGAGCAGAUCGGCGUUCACCGAUACGUCUUUCACCCAGGUUCGACGGUUGGCCAGUGCACCAAGGAAGAAAGCAUCAGACAUAUUGCAGAAUGUCUCAAUAAGGCAAUAGCGGCAACCAAGAGCGUCACGAUUCUACUCGAAAACAUGGCGGGACAGAAGAACGUGCUCUGCAGCGAGUUCGAGGAUCUCCGAGAUAUAAUUGCUCUCGUGGACAGGAAGGACCGCAUCGGUGUCUGCCUGGAUACGUGCCAUCUGUAUUCUGCCGGUCAUGACAUCAAAACGGAAGAAAAAUUUGAAGCGGUGAUGAAAAAGUUCGACAGCAUCGUUGGCAUGAAGUAUCUGAAGGCGAUGCAUAUCAACGAUUCUAAGGCUCCUCUAGGAAGCGGCCUGGACAGACACGAGCACCUCGGAAAGGGCACUCUCGGAAUGGCCCCGUUCAAGUUCAUUAUGCAGCACCCGACGUGGUUCAAGGACAUGCCCCUCGUCCUAGAGACGCCCGAUGUCGACAACAGUGGUCCAGCCAUGUGGCGCAAAGAAACGGAGAUGAUGUACAAAUUCAUCGAAGAGUGAUGCAUGCACAGGUCAUGCCAGGGAAACUGUUUUUCAGGAUGGAUGCAGCGGCGACGCUGUACAUCUUGGGCUGUCGUGUCGUAGUCGGUCGAUAGAUGCCGGCUUUAGCUUCCGAUUGCAUGCAGCGAGGCGGUGUUUUUGUCAAGAAUGUUUCAGUGGCGCCGUUGAGAAAGCAUAUUCGAUUCCUCAGGUGAGAGUGGCGGUGCGAAUUUCCGGUCUCCGUCGGGUGAAGAAAAUACACUUCUUGACUGGCAGAUGGUGCGAAACACAUGGGCACACCACUAGUGAUGUUUGCGUCAAUUUCCGUUUGCACUCGAAUGCCGUAUUCAAAACGCUUCUGAUGUUGGCGUAGUGUGAAUAUUUCAGUCAGAAUCAGUGUUGUACGAACUACCUCCGCAACGGCUUUCAUCAAGAAACUGCCUAAAUCGCUUGAUGUUCGACGUGGCCGGACUUUUGGACUCUAUAUAAAGAGGCAGCAACAUCGAAUCGUGUUCCCCACGUCCGUUGCUGUGUCGUCUCUGCUGGAAGUUAUAACCUGCAGCACGAUCACAGCAACACAUUCGUUGGCACUGUGACGAGGUUUCGUUAUCCGAUCUCCCUGUUUCCGCUAGCGUUUGCUCGCGAGCUGCGGAAACAAAUUUGUUGCCGUUAUCUGGGAUUGAAGUCCGUGCGUUUUCUCUCGAAGCGGUUUUUCUUUUCUCUUGGCAUUGCGGCAACGAAAAAACCGACUUUGUUCGAGACAGUGGUCAACAGUUCUCAAACGCUUUUGCGUA
Messenger RNA from Toxoplasma gondii ME49, 3066 nucleotides. RefSeq names its product endonuclease IV APN. Gene Ontology annotation, molecular function: phosphoric diester hydrolase activity; zinc ion binding; DNA binding. Gene Ontology annotation, cellular component: mitochondrion; nucleus. The record is from RefSeq and is a predicted model, not a curated record. Lineage: Eukaryota; Apicomplexa; Conoidasida; Eucoccidiorida; Sarcocystidae. The transcript has 10 exons. Gene Ontology annotation, biological process: base-excision repair. Bases 290 to 2293 code for a protein of 667 amino acids.